Bradysia coprophila is the source of this 1377-nucleotide messenger RNA. RefSeq names its product basic helix-loop-helix family member olig (gene Oli). The record is from RefSeq and is a predicted model, not a curated record. Gene Ontology annotation, cellular component: nucleus. Lineage: Eukaryota; Metazoa; Arthropoda; Insecta; Diptera; Sciaridae. Gene Ontology annotation, biological process: positive regulation of transcription by RNA polymerase II; axon development; sensory organ development. Gene Ontology annotation, molecular function: E-box binding; protein dimerization activity; DNA-binding transcription factor activity, RNA polymerase II-specific.
GGCUCAUAAGUUUUUAGUGUUUGCCAUCCAUACCAUCUCACAAUUUCGGAUGGUUUGAUAUAUAUAUUUUCCGUACAAUUUUUUUUGUUGUUGGUUCCAUCAUCAUCAUCCGUUCGUUCGUUUAUAUUCCUUUUUGCAUGGGGUGGAGGUGGCGUACUAUGCACACACACUCCUGAUGCGAAUAUAAAUUUUGUAACUACCACUUGCUACCAUUUCUACCAACCGCAAAGUGUUAGCAAUUGUUAUUUCGCCCGAAUAAACUAUUGGUAAAUUACUUCGGGUGUAUUUUCCAAAUAAUGAGGAGUGUGUGUUGUUUGGCUGCUGUUUAUUGUUUGUGUUAACAGAAAAUAUCUAUUUUGUGCUCGAUAAUUCAAUCACCGAUAUAUCAUUGAAGAAAAACCAGUCAUGAAUCCACAUCAAGCGUACAAUUUUCAUAACAUGGGUUCACCGCCUCCACCAAUGUCAAUACAUCCCGGACCAGCUAGUAGUCCAUCGCAAAGUGUUCCCGGACGUAGAACACCGUUGGGAACUGUUGGCCUAGGCGGUUUCUAUGCACAAGGUCAUUCGGGUGGUGGAACCACUCAUGUUCACACGGAUGAAAAUAGACCAUCGGGUGGAAGUAGUUCGACGAGAUCGCCGAAUCAUCCAUCCGUUCCGUCAACAUCCGGAUCGAAUAAAACAAAAAAUCGUCAAGGGAAAACGGUUCGGCUAAAUAUAAAUGCACGGGAACGUCGUCGAAUGCACGAUUUAAAUGAUGCCUUAGACGAACUGCGCAGCGUCAUACCAUACGCUCAUUCACCGUCCGUUCGUAAAUUAUCAAAGAUUGCCACAUUGUUGUUGGCCAAAAAUUAUAUUUUAAUGCAACAAAAUGCGCUAGAGGAACUGAGAAGACUGUUGGCCUACAUUCAAAGUACAACCGGUGCAGCACCCUUGGAUCUGGGAUCGUUUCCGGCAGCGGCAAAACUACAACAGUUACUGCAAGCACCGCAUCAGGAUCCACCAGAAAAUUAAUAGAAUUAAGAAGAAUUUUAUUUUUUUGAUUUCGUUUUUUUUUAGUGUGUGAAACGUUCAAAUUCGAAAGCAGUCAAAUAAGUUGAGUGUAUGUUUACAAGUACAAGUAGAAGAUAUUUAUACCGGAGGAAUGAUAACAGAGGUCGUUGCUUCCUAUCAUUUCUCUGAUUAUUUUUUCCAACAUUAAUUGCGUUGCUCAUGAUUUUCGACAAUUUUUUUUUUCUUUCACAAAAACAUUUUCUAGUCAAAAGUGAUAUGAAAAUUUAUUCCUAGGAUUAAUAAGACAUUCUGUGAAGAAUUCGAUACUAUAUAUGAGAAAAGAAUUGGAUAGCAAUAAAGAAUUUUUAAUGAGUUUUGCUGUCAAUG